Molecule: messenger RNA, 1188 nt
Organism: Scaptodrosophila lebanonensis
Lineage: Eukaryota; Metazoa; Arthropoda; Insecta; Diptera; Drosophilidae
Gene: Ir56b
Exons: 2
Coding region: 1-1188 (395 amino acids)
Source: RefSeq, a predicted model, not a curated record
AUGGCUGUACACAGAAUUUUGUUUUCGCCAUUCAGUGCGGAUAUUCCACACGCAUUCCUCUGCAACGACUCGAAGUCUAUGCGUUACUGCGGACCCUACAUUGAGACCGCGCUGAAUUUUGCACGCGUUUACCGUUACCAACUGCAGCUGGAGCAACUAGAGGACUUGCCCAACAAGUUAAUGUUGCAGCAACAGAUUGUCGAUGGACAUUAUAACCUUUCGCUACAUGGCGUCAUUAUACGGCCAAGUGAGAACGUAUCGCAGCUUCAGUCAAAAGAUGUGCAGUACAGUUACCCGAUCGAAUUAUUGCACAACUGUGUGAUGGUCCCUCUUGCUCCGGAGUUGCCCAAGUGGAAGUAUGUAGUGUGGCCUUUGGGCCGCUAUAUCUGGACAACUCUAUUCGUGAGCAUAUUCUAUGUAGGUCUGCUCAUGCGCUACGUCCACUGGCAUGAGCCACGCAGUGUGACACGGUCGUUCUCUAGAAAUCUAUUGUACAGCAUGGCCAUCUUAAUGUACAGCUCCAACAUGAAUCUGCGGCUGAUGCACGGCUCUAUACGCAUGCUUGUCUUCUAUAUGCAGCUCUUUUUGCUGGGCUUCAUUCUGUCUAACUACCAUAUCAGCCACUUGACUGCGUACGAUAUGAAGCCGGUUUUUCUACCGCCGAUUAACUCGUGGGCGGAUUUAAUUGCCUCUGGCCUGCGCAUUAUCAUCCCCUCCACGUUGCUCGAAGAGCUUCGCUUGUUGCCCGAAUAUCAGGAGCUGAUGCAUCAGCCUUCGCGUUCCUAUUCUUAUGUCGUUACCCAGGACACUUGGGAGUUUUUAAACCGACAACAGCAAGUGCUCAUCCAGCCGCGUUUUCACAUGUCCAAGGUAUGCUUUGGUGGUCUCCUAAAUGCAUUGCCCAUGCGUCAAAACGUAAGCUUUUCUUUCGCUCUCGACCGCUUCCUUCUAAACGUGAAGCAGGCGGGUCUGUGGAACUAUUGGAAGGAGAUAGCCUUUCGCAAUGCAUGUCGCGUGGGUCUUGCUAAGAUUUUUCUCGACACCUAUCCAGUAGAGCCUUUGAACUUGAAGUUCUUUUACACGGCUUGGAUUGUUUUAGUUGUUGGCUUAAGUGUUAGCUCAUUGGCAUUGUGCAUAGAGCACUGCAUAUGCAGGUGCCGAGAAAGAAGGUUGCAAAUGACAUUAUGA